UUAUUCCUGCAUAGGGUGUGUCUGGCUGAGAAUUGAAACUAAAGAAAAGUCUGCAGUUGCUUCUCAAGGAGACAGCCUUUGACUCAUUUUGUGAAAUGGCGGCUAAAGCUUCAUUUUUGGAAGAGGAGUUAUGUUGUUCUGUGUGCUAUGAGAUUUUCAAGGACCCUGUCCUCUUGGAGUGCAGUCACAGUUUCUGUAAAGUCUGUUUGCAGCAGUGCUGGGGGGAGAACAGUCCUCGGGAGUGUCCCAUCUGCAGGAGACAGGCCUCUACAGGCCACCCUCCCAUUAACCUGGCUUUAAAAAACAUUGUGGAGUCCUACUUAAAGCAGAAGACCGAGUGUGAGGCUGCAGAGGCAAGUGAAGACCAGUGUCCUCUUCACAAAAAGGAACUUCUGUUCUUCUGUGAGGAUGAUUUGCAGCCUCUCUGUAUUGUGUGUCAGACUUCAAAAAAACACAGAAAUCACCAGAUCUGUCCCAUGGAAGAGGCUGUUCUGGAUCUGAAGGAUGGACUCAUGACAGCAUUAAUUCAUAUUAAAGAAAAGUUAGAGAUGUACACUGAAGUUACACAAGAGUGUGAAAAAACCAUAAAACACAUCAGGAGUCAAGCCCAGCACACAGAGAACCAGAUAAAGGCAGAUUUUGAGAAGCUUCACCAAUUUCUACGAGCGGAAGAGGAGACCAGACUGGCUGCACUGAGGGAGGAAGAGGAGCAGAAGUGUCAGUUGAUGAAGGAAAAGAUAGAGAACUUCACACAAGUUAUUUUCACCAUUUCAGACACAAUCAAGACUAUAGACAAAACUAUAGAGGGUGAAGAUCCUUUCUUCUUAAAGACCUAUACGGAUGCUAAGAGAAGAGCCCAGUGCACACUGCAGGAUCCAGAGCUGCUCUCAGGGGCACUGAUAGAUGUGGCCAAACACCUGGGCAACCUGAAGUUCAGAGUCUGGGAGAAGAUGCUGGAGAUGGUGCAGUACACCCCUGUGAUUCUGGACCCCAACACUAUGUCCCCCUUGCUCUGUCUGUCAGAUGAUCUGACCUGUGUGAGGUACACUGCAGUUAAACAGCAGAUUCCUGACAACCCAGAGAGGUUUUCCAGUACCGUAAGGGUAUUGAGCUCAGAGGGUUUUACUUCAGGGAAACACAGCUGGGAGGUGGAGGUGGGGGAAAAACCUGCGUGGACUAUAGGAGUGUUGCAAGAAUCCGUCAACAGAAAGGAGGCCAAUGUAUGCAGACCAGAGCGUGGAUUCUGGGUCCUAUUUCUGAGGAACGAUGAUUACUUUGCAUCUGGAGUUACUAAACUCAAACUGAAGAGGAAGCCCCAGAGGAUCAGAGUGGAGCUGGACUAUGACAGGGGGGAGGUGUCCUUCUUUGACUCCAGUGACAUGUCACAUAUUUACACUUUUGAAGGCACAUUCACUGAAAAAAUCUUCCCAUAUAUCAAUCCCCACCUAAAUGAUGAUGGCAGAAAUGCUGGGGCCCUGCAGAUCUGUCCAUUGUCUGUAAGAGUGAUGAAAUCCCAGUAAGUCUGCCAUUAAUAAUGAUGCCAUCACAGUGAGCAUAUGAUUAAUAGUGAUGUCAUCACUGUGAGUGCCACAUCUCCGUGAAGGUGCCUGUAACUGAUGUGACCUAAACUAUUAAAACCAUUGAACUGGAUUGGAUGGGGCUUUGUAGUCAACAUUUAUUCAUCUAGUAGUCUUUUCACACUUGCAGUGCCCUCUUUUACAGCACCUGCUCUCCCUAGUUUCCUUGCAUGUUGCUAUUGCAGUGUUUGCAGUUUUAUAGUUUUUACUGUUCUGUCAGUCUGUGUCUUUUGUAUCUUGAUAAUCUCUUUUGUAUGUUUCUUGUAUACACUUUGUGAUGUUCUGUCGUGAAUGGUUUUUAUUUCCGUUAUUUGCUGAAAACAAAUUUCCCCAAGGGGAUAAUACAAACUUAAUAUCAUUUGAUUUGAUUAUCAUUAUGUCUUUUCCCCAUAUCAGUCUGCAGUGCACACAUAAUCACUAAUAAUCACAUAGAGGUGUAUUGAUGCUUCAUGUGUAUUUUUAUUGAAGCAUGCGUGUGUGCUUGUGUGUGUGUGUGAGUGACAUGGCUAAUUGUUACAGCCUUGCCCUGCUCACAUGUAGUUUCUGAUACCAUUCUUAGUCUGCUCCUAAACCGGCAGAUCUCCAGGAACAGGGUUGGGAAUGAUUGGUAUAUUGCUUUACACUAACAAAUAACUAAAGAAAGUUGCUUUGAAUUAUUUGAUUUUAGUUACAUCUUUAUAUGCUCUUGAAUGACAGCUGAAAACGUUUCCUGCACUGCUAUUAGAAACAUUUUACUUUUGUGCAUACUGCAACUAACUGAGCCAGGAUAUCUGAUGGGAAAAAAUCCAGCAUACACAUUAACCUUCCAGGGAUGGUUUUGCCAGCUGCUGUGAACCCAAUUCCCCAUCCAUGCAACCGGUACCAGAUUUGGGUCUUUGGGUAUCCACAUGCACACUUCUUCUUGACCAGUUAGUCACAUGUCCUGAUCUUAAUCCAAAGCAAAGGGACUAUCGGGGCAAGACUAGUAAUAUUACUUUUGCAGGGUCAGAGGCCAAAUCCUUCAUCCUCUGUCAAAGUCAACUCCUAGAGGGACUGAUGUGCUGGAUUUUGCCUUAAUAAUAAUAAUAAUAAUAAUAAUAAUAAUAAUAAUAAUAAUAAUAAUAAUAAUAAAUGUAUUGUUUUAUCGGUCCAGUUGUAAACUUGUGUAGGUGACAUACUGUAUGGUAUA
Anguilla rostrata (American eel) is the source of this 2745-nucleotide messenger RNA. RefSeq names its product zinc-binding protein A33-like. The transcript is spliced from 6 exons. Gene Ontology annotation, biological process: protein ubiquitination. The coding region runs from base 96 to 1520 and encodes 474 amino acids. Lineage: Eukaryota; Metazoa; Chordata; Actinopteri; Anguilliformes; Anguillidae. Gene Ontology annotation, cellular component: cytoplasm. Gene Ontology annotation, molecular function: ubiquitin protein ligase activity; zinc ion binding; protein binding. The record is from RefSeq and is a predicted model, not a curated record.